CCUAUUCAACGUAGGUGUUAGAGAAACCUAAAUAUGGCUGAAACAAUCUUUAAUGAAGGCGAGGAUUGCAAACCGUCGUGGACAUCUGCCGGUGCUGAUUAUAAUGAGAAAGACACCCAUCUAGAAAUCAUGGGGAAACCUGUUAUGGAGAGAUGGGAGACGCCGUACAUGCAUUUACUUGCUACCAUUGCUUCUAGUAAAGGUGGGAAAGUUUUAGAGAUUGGUUUUGGAAUGGCAAUCGCAGCGAGUAAAAUUCAGUCACGUAAAAUAUCCGAACAUUGGAUAAUUGAAUGUAACGCUGGCGUGUUUGAUCGACUGCAAACAUGGGGCAAAGAUCAACCUCAUACAGUUGUUCCAUUAAAAGGAAUGUGGGAAGAAGUUGUUCCAAUAUUACCAAGCGGUCAUUUUGAUGGUAUACUGUAUGAUGCAUAUCCAGGUAUACUGUAUGAUACAUAUCCAGGUAUACUGUAUGAUACAUAUCCACUAUCUGAGGAAGACUGGCACACUCACCAGUUUGCUUUCAUCAAAAAUCACGCGAAACGUUUGUUAAAGCCGGGUGGUGUGCUCACUUAUUGUAAUCUUACAUCAUGGGGGGAAUUAAUGAAGACCAAGUAUACCGACAUUGAACAAAUGUUCCAGGAAACUCAAGUGCCCCACCUAGUAGAAGCAGGGUUUAUGAAAAACAAGAUCACAACUCAAGUUAUUGAUAACAAACCACCUCAGGAUUGUAAAUAUUAUUCAACGUCAAAAAUGAUCGGACCUACCAUUAUUAACGAGUAAUGUAUAGUAGGGUGGGGUAAGAUGGGGCAGGUUUUGGGGUAACAUGAGACACUUGUCAUUAAUUGUUUAUUCAGUAUGGUGAUAAACAGAGUAUAUUACUAUAAUCGUGUACUCACAACUGUGAAAUACCGUUGCAAAUUGUUGAAAAUACGAUCUUAAAAUGUGGGAUAUUAUGUAGUAACGGUAUCCCAUCUUACCCCACUACUAUAUUGUUAUUUUCGCCUUUGAUUGUGGUAAAGUUCUUUACAAAACUUUCUUUUCGUGUUUUUGAUAAAUUUCGUUGUAAAAUGUUCAGUUCGUUGCAAUACAUAAUUGUUUUUCUUUUUU
Ciona intestinalis (vase tunicate) is the source of this 1107-nucleotide messenger RNA. Lineage: Eukaryota; Metazoa; Chordata; Ascidiacea; Phlebobranchia; Cionidae. The record is from RefSeq and is a predicted model, not a curated record.